Cornus florida is the source of this 2975-nucleotide messenger RNA. Its product is annotated as casein kinase 1-like protein HD16. Gene Ontology annotation, biological process: endocytosis; signal transduction; peptidyl-serine phosphorylation. Bases 441 to 2528 code for a protein of 695 amino acids. NCBI's taxonomy places the organism in Eukaryota, Viridiplantae, Streptophyta, Magnoliopsida, Cornales, Cornaceae. The transcript has 16 exons. Gene Ontology annotation, cellular component: cytoplasm; nucleus. Gene Ontology annotation, molecular function: protein serine/threonine kinase activity; ATP binding. The record is from RefSeq and is a predicted model, not a curated record.
UAUAUAUAAUUAUAUAUACAAUAAACCAUAUAUUCUCUUUUUGAGUCUCCGAAGUGCUCGAAGCCCUCUCUCUGUGCUUCGAAAUUGUCUCUCUCUAGAGAUCCCUAAAUGAUUUCAAUCUUUGGAACCUUCAAUUAUCAGCUUCUGCAGUGCCGUUCUUGUUUACUCGGUCUCUGAUCGUAAAUUGUUGAAGAAAAGUUCAGAUUUUGAUACAUUCAUAUCAUCUUUGUCGUCGUGGGCAUUUUUCUCUUCUUCUGAUUUUUCUGAUACAUCUUUCUGUGAUCAUCAACGCAAUAGUUUUAUUUUAAAAUUUUUGUUCUUGUGAUUGUUAGUGUCCUUGUUUGGUUGAUCGAUUGAGAGGUGUGUUUAUCUGAAAUUGCACGUGGAAAGGUUUGAGCAAAAAUUAGGGUUUAAUGGGGAUGAAAUUUGAACGAUGAACGAUGCCUGUACUGCGUAGCGGAGUGCGCCGGGGCCGGGCAGCGAAGCAGCAGCCUAAUCCUAAUCCUAAUCCGAUUGAAGGUGAGGCGAUUGCGACGAGGACUCGGAGAAGGCGAGCAGCCGCAGAGGUGCCCGGGAACGAUCAGCCGGUCGAUGAAAACGUAGUUGCGGCGGCGGUGGCAGCAGAGGCAAGGCAGGUUGAAGACAGGGUUUUGGAAGAACCAGUCCGUGUAGGAGGUGGCAUUCAGGGGGAGGAAGUAGGGGAUAAGCCGAUGGAUGAUUACAAUAGUGGUGCUCGGAGCGCGGAAAAGGCUCAUGCCGGUGAAGAUGAGGGAAGCACGGCCCCCCUUCCUGAAAGGGUUCAAGUUGGUGGUUCCCCUUUGUACAGAAUAGAAAAAAAGCUUGGCAAGGGAGGCUUUGGCCAAGUGUAUGUAGGUCGCCGUGUUUCUGGUGGUAAUAUUAAUGAUAGAACUGGCCCCGGAGCUGCAGAGGUGGCCUUAAAAUUUGAGCAUCGAAGUAGCAAAGGAUGUAAUUAUGGACCACCAUACGAGUGGCAAGUUUACAAUACUCUUGGCGGCAGUCAUGGUGUACCUCGAGUACACUACAAAGGUAGACACGGUGACUAUUACAUCAUGGUCAUGGAUAUGCUGGGACCAAGCUUGUGGGAUGUUUGGAACAAUAACUCUCAUACGAUGUCCAUUGAAAUGGUAGCAUGCAUUGCAAUUGAAGCAAUAUCUAUAUUGGAGAAGAUGCACUCUAGAGGGUAUGUUCAUGGCGAUGUAAAGCCUGAGAACUUUUUGCUUGGUCCUGCAGGAACUCCGGAUGAGAAAAAGCUGUUUUUGGUAGAUUUAGGAUUAGCUACUAGAUGGCGAGAUGGUUCAACUGGUCUUCAUGUUGAGUAUGACCAGAAGCCAGAUGUUUUCAGGGGAACAGUCCGUUAUGCUAGUGUGCAUGCUCAUUUAGGCAGAACUGGUAGCAGGAGAGAUGAUCUAGAAUCUCUUGCUUACACGCUCAUUUUCCUACUCCGUGGUCGUUUGCCUUGGCAAGGAUACCAGGGUGAGAACAAAGGGUUUCUUGUUUGCAAAAAGAAGAUGGCAACAUCUCCAGAAACUCUAUGUUGCUUUUGUCCACAACCUUUCAGGCUGUUUGUUGAAUAUGUGGUGAACUUGAAGUUUGACGAGGAACCUAAUUAUGCAAAAUAUAUUUCCCUCUUUGAUGGGAUAGUGGGUCCAAAUCCAGAUAUUAGGCCAAUUAACACUGAUGGUGCACAGAAGCUUAUCUAUCAGGUUGGUCAUAAGAGAGGCCGGCUGACUUUAGAGGAUGAAGAAGAUGAACAACCAAAAAAGAAGGUUCGUAUGGGGAUGCCUGCAACACAAUGGAUUAGUGUUUACAAUGCCCGUCGACCUAUGAAACAAAGGUAUCACUAUAAUGUGGCUGAUGCAAGGCUUGUCCAACACAUUGAGAAAGGAAAUGAAGAUGGCUUGUUUAUCAGCAGUGUAGCUUCAUGUCAAAAUUUGUGGGCGCUAAUCAUGGAUGCAGGCACUGGUUUCACUGCACAAGUUUAUGAACUAUCACCGUAUUUUCUUCACAAGGAAUGGAUAAUGGAGCAGUGGGAAAAGAAUUACUAUAUCAGUGCAAUAGCUGGUGCUACUAAUGGGGGCUCAUUAGUAGUAAUGUCGAAGGGUACACAGUAUUUGCAGCAGUCCUACAAAGUUAGCGAUUCAUUUCCUUUCAAGUGGAUAAACAAAAAAUGGAAGGAGGGUUUCUAUGUUACCUCCAUGGCCACCUCGGGGAGUAGAUGGGGAAUUGUGAUGUCUCGUGGGGCUGGAUUUUCAGAUCAGGUUGUAGAACUAGAUUUUCUUUACCCUAGUGAAGGUAUUCAUCGGCGGUGGGAUUCUGGAUAUCGUAUUACUGCUACUGCAGCAACAUGGGACCAGGCUGCUUUUGUUCUUAGUGUGCCAAGAAGAAAGCCAACAGAUGAAACACAGGAGACACUACGCACUUCUGCCUUUCCUAGUACACAUGUAAAGGAGAAGUGGGCGAAAAAUCUUUACCUUGCAUCUGUUUGCUAUGGUCGUACAGUUUCGUAAGAUUAAAAUUGUUGGUGGGUUGAUUCCUGAUGCCAUGGAAAAUAUGAAACCCGGUUCGGCUCGGUUUGUCACAAGUGGCAUACAGGCUUGAGCAAUUUUGAGAGGUGCAUAUUUGAAUUAAUUGUAGAGUUCUAGCGAAGAAGCUAUUAUAGGGUCUCAUGUUGUGUCUGUUAGUGUUAUGUGGAUAUUCUCUCCUUCUAUGGUGUCCAUUAUCUGUGAGAAAGGAUUGUGGAUGUCAUUACUUAAUACCCUUUUAAAGUCCUCUGUAUAGUCUUGAACAAUAAGUAUUAAGUAGUAGUUGGUUGAGGGCUCAUGCCUAUCUCAAGUUUGGUAUAAGCCCCUAAUCUGUAUCAUUUUAUUCAUGUCUCCGUUCUCCCUUCUUCAUGUGUCUUUUGCCUUCCUGCCUGGAGGUUUUUUAUUUAAUUUAUUAUUAUUUUUAUAGGUAAA